This is a messenger RNA of Ilex paraguariensis (yerba mate), 743 nucleotides long. Lineage: Eukaryota; Viridiplantae; Streptophyta; Magnoliopsida; Aquifoliales; Aquifoliaceae. The record is from the annotation of a GenBank genome assembly.
UAGACUUCUCCUUCUCCUACCGUUUACUACACCAUCUACCUGCUUUGUCGUGCACCCUCUUUGAACUCAUUUUUUCUUGUAAUAAUGGCCUCCAUCCUUCGCCUUCUUCAAACCAUCCACAUCUUUGCAGAGAGACAGAAAUAGAGCAUGGCGAAGUCACUGGGACCAACAGGGGAGUUCUUCUGGAGGAUGGACGAGUGGAGGAAGCACGCGAUGCUGACCAACCAGCUCCGCCAUGCCACUCCUGGCCUCGGCAUAGCCGUCGUCGCCUUCGGAGUCACUGGGACCAACAGGGGAGUUCUUCAGGAGAAGGGACGAGUGGAGGAAGUACCCGAUGCUGACCAACUAGCUCCGCCAGGCCACUCCUGGCCUCGGCAUAGCCGUCGUCGCCUUCGACAUCUACCUCGUCGGCGAAGCCUUCUACAACAAGAUCUACGCUCUCGCUCACUCUCACUCUUCGUCUUCUUCCGCUUCUCACACUCACUGAGAAGCAACACCCAUCAACAUCUCUCAGGUGAAUGCUUGACGCAAGGAACAAAGCUUGACCGUGUAUACCAGUCUGUCCUGUUUCUGUUUGUGUUAAAUAAAGCCUACACUUAGACAUGAUGGACUUGUGCCUUCAUUUAGUUGGAAUCUUUGAUUGUAGACUCGUGAAUAGUGUGGUUUGAUGGACUGUCUGUUUGUGUUACUACUAUUACCCGCUACUUAUUCUAGCUAUUGCAUCUGCCAUUCCUCACCCUGCC